CACCCGGGGGGCGGGGCUUACCUAGCGGUUUACUGAACCCUGACCAAUCGGCAUCCUGCUCUGGCUGAGGGGCGGGGAAAUUGUGUUCCUUCCAAAGCAAGGUCACGCCUAGUGAUGUAGAGCCAAACGAUUGGCCAAAGGAGUCUGGGCGCGCGCGGGCGCAGAUUGGCUGACGCAGUCUUGAAGUGAAUGGGAUAGGUUUACUGGGGAGGCGGAAGGUUUGAAUAGCCAGGCCCUGUGACUGUUGAUAUUCUUGCACUGUGGCUUUAACUUCGAUCCUCUCGGCCUAUCCAGUCUAGAAGCGGAAUCGUAGUCUGGUUAAUUGACUCCUUUCGUCAGAUUUCCUUUAAUUCUGCUCAAGUCUUCGCUUGUGACUGACUCCCCACCUUUGUUUUUCCUGAAGGUGAAUCUCUGGCUCCAAUCUGAGGAGGCCAUGUCUACAGAAUUGAUUUCAUCUGCAGAAGAGGAUGUACAUCCUGGCUCAGGACCCAGUUUUAGGUCCAGUCAGAGGAAGAUAUUAAACCUGCUCUUGGAGAGAGACACUUCCUUUACCACCUGUCCAGAUCUCCCUAGAACUCCAGUGAACAAACUCUUUGGCGAUUCUGCAAACCUAAGUGUUUUGUCUGGAGGAACCCCAAAAUGUUGCCUUGAUCUUUCCAAUCUUAGCAGUGGUGGGGAGAUGUCUGCCAGUCAGCUUACCACUUCUGCAGACCUUGAUGAAACAGGCCACUUGGAAUCUAAAGGACCUCAGGACAUACAUUUAGCUGGGAUGAAUCAUCACCAGCACUUUACAAAAUGCAGCCCAGCACAGCUGCUUUGUAGCACUCCAAAUGUUUUGGACUGUGGCAACAGGAAGAAAGAUGCAGUAUGUAGCUCACCCACAAAUAAAGAAAAUAAGAAUAACACUUUGAAGUCCUCUGAGUGGUGGGCAUCCAGGAGCCUGAAGUUUCAAAAGACACCAGGGGAGCCUUACAUGUCUCCCCUUUCUCUACUGGACAAUGGAAAGUUGGUGGAAGGAGAAAUGAAAUAUCUGGGCAGUCCCAUUACUAUACUUCAAAAAUUGGAUAAAAAUUCAGAACUAGAAGAACACCAGGCAGAGGAGAUUUCAAAUGAAUUGAUGGAGUUUUCUCUGGAAGAUCAAGAAGAGAUCCAGGCAUCUCUGAAUAGAAGCUCCUUGUAUCGCUCGCCUUCACUGCCAGAGACUCUGAACAGGCCAAGACUGAAUCAGGUGGUAAAAUUCAAGGACAAUCCCAUAGCGGAUAAAGUAAAACAGGAGUAUUGUUCUCACAACAAAGAAUUCAGGAAGGGCUUAGGUCUAAAGAAGGCAGUCUCUCUCUGUGACAUUAAUAUCACUCAGAUGCUGGAGGAAGAGUCUAACCAGGGGUCUCUGAUUGGUGAUUUCUCCAAGGUGGCUGCCUUACUGUCAGGGAAGUUCCAGAGUCUGAUUGAGAAGUUUUAUAUCAUCGAUUGCCGCUAUCCAUAUGAGUACCAGGGAGGACACAUCCAGGGAGCCUUAAAUUUGUACAGUCAGGAAGAACUAUAUGACUUCUUUCUGAAGAAGCCUGUCAUGCCUCUGGACACCCAGAAAAGAAUAAUCAUCGUGUUCCACUGUGAAUUCUCCUCAGAAAGGGGUCCCCGAAUGUGCCGCUCUCUCAGAGAAGAGGACAGGGCUCUGAACCAGUAUCCUGCAUUGUACUACCCAGAGCUAUAUAUCCUUAAAGGGGGCUACAGAGACUUCUUUCCAGAAUAUACGGAACUGUGUGAACCACAGAGCUACUGCCCUAUGCAUCACCAAGACCACAAGGCUGAGCUGCUGAGGUGUCGAAGCCAGAGCAAAGCAUGGGAAGGGGAGCGGCAGCUGCAGGAGCAGAUUGCCUUACUGGUGAAGGAUGUGAGCCCAUGACAAUGGAUCAGUGGUUUGCUGCUUACAAGUCACCCAAAGACACUGUAGAAACCCUGAACAGAAAGAGCCAUGUUGAAUGUGGCAAAACCCAACAUUGUUAAAAGAUGGCUGCAAACCAACAGGCUGCCAAGAUAAUGAAAUUCUAGGCCUGGAGGUUGGUUUUAGCAAAACUGCUGGCUGUUGACUAAGUCCCGGAGCUGGCUUUAGAAGGCUGUAGCUUUGGGUUGGAUGGAGAUUUGUGUUGCUUCAGGAAGUGGUUACAUUCUCUUCCCAAUUAAGUGUCUUCUUACAAGCCAGCCAGCUCUUUCUCUCCCUGGGUCUGUGCAAGGGAGUUGGGCAUCUUCUUUCUCUGUACUUUCCUUCUUUGUUUCCCUCUCUCUCUUUUUCUUAAAUGGGAAAAUAAACACUACAAAAUUAGA
Molecule: messenger RNA, 2322 nt
Organism: Leopardus geoffroyi (Geoffroy's cat)
Lineage: Eukaryota; Metazoa; Chordata; Mammalia; Carnivora; Felidae
Gene: CDC25C
Product: cell division cycle 25C
Exons: 14
Coding region: 434-1903 (489 amino acids)
Biological process (GO): positive regulation of G2/MI transition of meiotic cell cycle; positive regulation of G2/M transition of mitotic cell cycle; G2/M transition of mitotic cell cycle
Cellular component (GO): nucleus; cytoplasm
Molecular function (GO): protein tyrosine phosphatase activity
Source: RefSeq, a predicted model, not a curated record